This is a messenger RNA of Engraulis encrasicolus (European anchovy), 4821 nucleotides long. RefSeq names its product T-cell acute lymphocytic leukemia protein 1 homolog. The record is from RefSeq and is a predicted model, not a curated record. Gene Ontology annotation, biological process: regulation of transcription by RNA polymerase II. Bases 35 to 1246 code for a protein of 403 amino acids. Gene Ontology annotation, molecular function: protein dimerization activity; DNA-binding transcription factor activity, RNA polymerase II-specific; RNA polymerase II cis-regulatory region sequence-specific DNA binding. The transcript has 4 exons. NCBI's taxonomy places the organism in Eukaryota, Metazoa, Chordata, Actinopteri, Clupeiformes, Engraulidae.
CCCUGUUCACUAGCUCCAAAAAUCUUAGACAUGGAUGACCCCCAAACAAAAUGGCUUCUUGCACAUUAGAAGAAAUAUGACGUCGGCAUUUAGUGGUGUUCAGUUCUGUGCAUAUGGAGACAAGCUGAACAACGAUUACGAAUUAAUUGUCCUUUUUGUUGCGCCAUAUUUUGAGAGAAUGAAAGACAAAUCGGAAGCCGGGAAUUGCAGGAAAAGUCCAAGUGCAGAGGCCAGUGGUUCGUUGACGCAGGAUUCAGUCAUCAGGGUUGCUGAGGAUGAAAACCAAGACGAUCCAAGUUCAAACGACAUAUCCAAAAGACAAGAGGUGUCUGAUAAACCGCCUAGCGGGAUUGGCAUCCUAAACGGUGAUGCCAAGGGAACAGCUUACGCCCACCAUCUAAAAAAGGAAGUACCAGUGAUUGAACUCACCAGGAGAGAUGAUAUAAAAGGAAGAAACCACUGGUCAGACCACCACAAGGUGCAGACAACGGAACUGUGCAGGCCACCUAUUUCUUUGCCCCUGCCGCACCGAGACGCGCCAAACGACACUCGAAUGGUUCAGCUGAGCCCUACCGCUUUCCCUCUCCCGGCCAGAGCGAUGCUCUACAAUAACGUUACGCAGUCGCUCGCCACAAUUAACAGUGCCUUUGGCGGUGAGUUGGAGCAGUAUGGAAUGUACCCUGGUAGCAGGGUAAAGCGCAGACCUACGCCUUACGAGGUUGAACUCGACGAGGCUGGUGAGCCAAAGAUUGUGCGCCGCAUCUUCACCAACAGCCGCGAGCGUUGGCGCCAGCAGAACGUGAACGGGGCGUUCGCAGAGCUCCGUAAGCUUCUCCCGACCCACCCGCCCGACAAGAAGCUCAGCAAGAACGAGAUCCUGCGGCUGGCCAUGAAGUACAUCACCUUCCUCACCAAGCUGCUGAGCGACCAGGACAGCGGCACGGAGGGGAUCCUGAUGACCGCGGCCGGCGAAGGAGGAGGAGACGCCCGCGAGAUCUCUGCCGUGGUGCAAGGCCGGGUGGUGAAUUGCGGCGUGGACGGAGCGGCUGGCGGCGUGCUGGCCAGAGAGGAGCUGCUGCUCUCCCCCGGCUCCAGCUGUGGCAGCCUGCUGGACGGAGACGGCAGCUCGGAGGGCUAUGCAGAGGAGCAGGACUCUCCUCCUGCAGCCGACCCACCAGUACUGCUCAGCAGAGGAGCACAGCACCCGCGGUCCACACGGACACACGACGGACACGGCCAGCGAUGAGGGGAACAUGUUGCAAACCCCUGGAGUGGAGACACGUACUGGAUACCAACAACGCAUAUGUAAAGAGACUCACCCACUAAGCCAGUUCACCAAGUCAUUCUAAAAGUCCUGAUCAUUGUACAACUAUACACUUUAUACCCAAUCUGGAGACAUUUAGAAUUUAUCUACCAAACUGACAUCAACAAACUCCUGUUCCUAAUAGUGACAUAGCCUACCACACAAGACCAGGAAAGUUAGAUCCAAUGUGAGACAUUCCGUGAUGCCUGUACAUGCAGCCUACACUACAAUCUUAGUCUACCCCAUGCUGCUGGCAGAAAAAAUCAAUGUCAUAAUAAUUUUGGACACUGCACAAAGUUCACAUUUUUAAUGUUUCCCCCUGUGAAUAGUUGGUAAAAAAUCUGUGUAUGAAAACUUCCAACUUUAGAUGACAUACCCAUCUUUCGGUUGCUCAAGCAUCACCCACGGCACUAUUUUACUUGUGUGUUAUCGUGUCAAGUGAUGGAGGUGUCAGUGUUGGAAAAGGUUUCUGUAUUUAGUCCAUUUAAAUCAGGGAUGGGGGAACCUAUGUCUCGAGGGCCGUUUGCGGCCCUUGAGGCCGUUUUAUUCGUCCCCUGAUGUAAUUUUAAUGUUAUGCAGCUUCACAUGAAAUAUGACAUAUUUUAUCAUAGAAUCUUAGAAAAUACAUUUGCAAUACCAUUACGUUAUAUUCAGGGCACCUUGAGAAGACGGGGUCUGUUUUAAAGCUGACUCCCUUCAAUAUAGACCUAAGGUUCAGGGGGAAAUCCUGGUUUGUGUUCAUAGUAAGGCCCUCGGAGGACUUUUACGGCCCUCGAAUGAAUUUGAAGUGGCCCAUCGAAGGAAAAAGAUUCCCAACCCCUGAUUUAAAUGUUGGAAGCCUGUCAUCCCAGUGCCUCUCAGUGCCAAGGUAGCAACAAAGAUCAAUGGUGCUUUUUAGGGGGAACUAGAGAGAAACCCAUCGCCAUUGACAACCUUACCACCCCCUCGGAACAGCUGUCAGUCAUCUUCCAGUGACUCUCCAUUAUGCCGAUACCAAUUCAAUCUUAAUAUAUAUGGACAUAUCUUUAGGUGUUGGUCAACUAAACAAAAUGAAUAGAGGUUCACUGAAAAGGGGAUUAUAAUAUUAUCUUGGUUUGUUAACGCCUGGAUAAUAUUUACAACAAAUAAACACCUAUUUGGCAUGGUACCAAGCUUUCGGUUUAGCAAGGCUAACGUAAAUCUUUUUGUGGAAAGCAGUAGGUUGAUAAAGGGAUACGAUUUCAGAAGCUUGCAAUUGAAUACAAACAAGACGUUAAACUAAUAAUAUAUGAUCAUAUAUACAAUGUCAUCAGACAAAAGCACAAGUCUUUUAACGGUGCUUUCCCUGCAAUAUGUCAGUGUCUAUGUACUACCCAGCCAUGGGUGUUCUUCCUCACCUUAAGUUAAUGUGUGAAUCAUGCAUGGGUGUCAUUUUAGAUGUGGAUGGUGGGGAGUGGGGACAUGUCCAUACCACUUUUGAGAUGAACCUAGAUUGUCACCGCCACUUAUUAAAUAUAAUGCAAAACAUUAUUACAAAUCUAAUGCAAAAAGAGCAUAUCUGGCAGUUUGCCAUUGUAAUGUCCCCACCACUUUCCAUGUCAAACCUACACCUUUGUGUGAAUGUGUAAUCACACGCACUCACACACACUACAAAUUGUGCAAGUUUCCACAUUUACAUUCUAAGUAGCAAAAGAUGACACUCUUAUUCACAUUAUUUCCAAGCAACUUUUUAUCCUCUGCGAUGGAGGUCACAAAGGAUAUCUGUGAGUGAAUAUAAAUGCAGUCUCUGUUAUUGAUCCAUUGGCAAAAUAAUGUAUCUGUACACAGGCUUAACGUUAGCCUGGACGCCAUGUCAUUCCAAACACGUCCAGACAGCUUGUGUGGGGAUGCUCCUGUUUAUCGCUUUCUGCAGAGCUCAUAAUUUUGGAUUAUUUUGUUGCUGUCAUUGGCAAAUUACCUCAUGAGAUAUUUGAUGGGGCUAUUUGCAGGUCCAAUUGCAGAUGCACAUGACCAAUCCAGGAGCAGGCAUCUACCCAGGGGGGCGGUCCCAUGGGGACCCAAGCUAGCAGCCUGUCUCUGCCUGUCUCUAACCGGUAGCCAAGUGUCCUAUCCACAUACCUUGCAUUCAAAUGCAGUUUUGCUCCUGUCCUGUGUUGUUGUUGUUUUUCUUUGUCACUGCAGUCAUACACUUAUCCCCCAUGUUUAAUGAAAAGUACAGCUUAGAAACGAGAGCAAGUCCCGAUGAAAUAGGUACCGCCAUUUUACUUUCGAUCGCAGAAAGGUACAGAAGCAUGCAAAUCGCAUCAAAACAUGUCACGUGCAGUCUGUAGACUAGGAGUAUACAAAAUACUGUAACAGUUACAACCACUGCUGUACCAAUAUGCAAGAGUCAUUACUUUGAAGUACUCACUAUGUAGUGAGAAUGUACAGUAUGUGGUUGUAAAGUUAGUCUUUUCCAUAUAUAAGUGACUCUUGUGCAGGCAUACAUGUGACAAGAUCUGGCAAAAUGGGCCACGGUUUUCCAAAAUUGCAAUUUUGGCAACAGGGAUAAGGCAAGAGCAGUUCUGGAUCAGUUCCACAAAUCUUUAAGAGUCAAACACUACAGUUGACUCAUUUCUGUCAUGACAUUCCACCAUCUUUUCCUUUUUCAAUACUUGAGAAAAUGACAUUUACUUUGAACAUAUUGGACAUAUUGCAGUGGUGCGAUUAUACCCCAGACCUGCUUAGUUUGGUAAAGAACAGUGAUGUCUUUGAUGAAGAGAUGUUUGACACAUUUAACACAUUGACCAGGAGUAUAAUUUGAUCAAUUUAAGGUUUUCUACCUUAACUUGCUAUUUUCAGACUGAUUUUUCACAUAAUCAUGUUUUUUUGUCCAGACAACAGCACAAAUUAUUUGGGUGCUUCCUAAAUUGGUAUUACAUGUAAAUAACCUUUCAAUGUGGUAAUUUCAUGAUCUGUAAAUUUACUGAGAAUCUAAAAAAAUGCAAAGUACGGGGCAGAAUGUGUACAUAGUCCCUGUAAUGGAGAUAGUUGAAGUCAGGAGGUCUUUGUAUUCUUUCCAAUUCAGGACUUCAUCUUGAGUCGGCAUAGUUUUCAGUACCACUUGUCAUCCAAGUUAUUUCCCAAGGCUCUGGGCUAUUGCUGUAUAAUUAUAAUGAUACCGAAGGCUAUACUUUGAUGUUAAAAGAUCAAAAAUAGUUCCUGAUGACCUGUAAGGUACACAGAGAAGGUCAAAAGAGAAUGUUGAUUUCUUAUUUAAGUUUUUUUUUUUUUUUUUUUUUUUUACAAUUUUAAUGUUAGCGUACAUAUAUAUGAUGGUACAUUCCUCCUAUUUACACAUUCCUAAAUAUUUUCUUCUGAUGAUUGUGGCAUUUCUUUAGGCCUCUUUGUAGUCAGUUUACUCUAGGUACACAGCAGCAUUAUUUUAUGUUUUAAAGCUUUGUCAGUUUUGUAAUAAACAUACAAAUAAGCAACACUGUUUGUUCUUUGAUAAAUACAGUAUAGGUAUAUUGUUAUGCAAUACUAAAAAAGGUAUUUGU